AGGCAUCGGGCCCCCAGGCAGAGCGGUGGGCGCCAGACCCCCAGGCGGGAGCGACAGGUCUCGGGCCCUCAAGCGGGAGCGGCGGGCGCCGGACCCCAAGGUGGAGCGACAGGUCUCGGGCCCUCAGGCGGAGCGGCGGGCGCCGGACCCCCAGGCGGAGCGACAGGUCUCGGGCCCCCAGGCGAAGCGGCGGGCACCGAGUCACCAGGCACGACAGUGGGCUCCGAGUCAACUGGCAUGACCGCUGGCACUGGGUCAGACAUUGGAUCGUCUGGCUGGACAGCGGGCAUCGGGUCACCAGGCAUCAGGUCAUUUGGCUCGACAGCGGGCACCGCGUCAUCUGGCAAGGCAGUGGGCUCCGAGUCAACUGGUAUGACCGCGGGCACUGGGUCAGACAUUGGAUCGUCUGACUGGACAGCGGGCAUCGGGUCACCAGGCAUCAAGUCAUUUGGCUCG
Staurois parvus is the source of this 456-nucleotide messenger RNA. NCBI's taxonomy places the organism in Eukaryota, Metazoa, Chordata, Amphibia, Anura, Ranidae. The record is from the annotation of a GenBank genome assembly.